GUGUCAACCACCAAUAAAUAAACAUAGCUAGAAAGCGUAAUCUUGCUAUGCUUUGCCAGAGAAAAAGAAAGGAGAGAAGAUGAAGGCUUUCGUUAGGAUCUGUACUACUAACAGACUCUUUGUCUACUUGUUGGGCAUAAUCCUCCUCUCAAUCCUCAGUAUGCUAUACCUGACUGUCCUAGCGAGCGAUAACGAGAGUACAGACGAAGAGGAGAGCGAGCUGGACAGUCCGCUAAAGAGAGUCAAAAGACUCCUCUCCUUUUCUCCCACACCUUAUCCCAGUUUAAACUCGCCACGAGCCCACACAAUCACUGGUAACAUGCAACAAACUCCAGCUGUUGCUUUGAAGCUUGGUGGCCCUGGUGGUAAGGAAGCUGCCGGCUCUAUCAUAACAGAUAGGAGCAAGAAGCCUGACAUGUUUGCAGGUAAACCAGCUAACAACAUUACACUGACAAGCAACAACUUUGUUAAUGAGAGCAUCAACAUCAGUGAUGAAAUUGAAGGUGUAGGAGAUGCCAGAUUUGGCUUGAGUCCAAAUGCAACAAUGUAUCUUGUUGUUAUACUAAUACACUCUAAUAUCGAUCAAUCUCUUCGUAGAAAGACAAUAAGAGAGACUUGGCUGUCACCAAGAAUGCUUAAUGCAAGUAAUGUAACCCACUGGUUUGUUAUAGGAGGGAAUUCAACUACCGCCAGCCUAAGGAACGACCUUCAGAAAGAACAAGAUCAACAUGGCGACCUUUUGAUACUUUGGAAUGUCAGAAAUGAUUAUGCAGAGUUAACACUACGCUCACUUCAUUCGAUGAUCCACAUAUAUAAUCAUUACCUGUUUGAGUAUGUGCUUAAAACUGAUGACGAUGUGUUUCUUAACACUCCAGUCAUCCUUUCAGAGUUAAAUAGCUCAUUUUAUCCACGUAAAAGGAUCUACUGGGGCAGAUUCUCGUGCCGAAAUCCACCUAUGGUGGAUGGCAGAUGGAAGGAAACUAAUUGGAAUCUCUGUGAUGUCUAUUAUCCAUAUGCAUACGGUGGCAUGUAUGUACUGUCACAGGAUGUUGUAGGUUUAUUAGUAGAGAAUGCUAACAGUUUACAAAUAUAUUCAUGUGAAGAUGUAUCACUAGGAGCAUGGCUUGCUCCCUAUAACAUACACAGGAUUAAUGACGGGCGCAUAUUUGUGCAGCAUAGCACAAAGUGUAGCCGUGGAUACAUUGCUGUCCAUAUUCCUCAUAGACUAUCAUACAAGUUAAUGAUGAAGUAUUUUGACAAUUUGAAACGAAAGGGAGUGAUUUGUAGUACUGUGUGCAAGGAUGACAUACUGCUGUGGAGAGGGUUGCCUCAUUUGUGUUUAAAUGAAACUAAAGCUAUAGUAUGAUAGGGAAAUCACUUACAAAUCUGUUGUUAUUAUAAACUCAUUUUUAAUCCUAGAAUAUUCUUAUCUCACAAACAAAAA
This is a messenger RNA of Amphimedon queenslandica, 1444 nucleotides long. RefSeq names its product beta-1,3-galactosyltransferase 6-like. Lineage: Eukaryota; Metazoa; Porifera; Demospongiae; Haplosclerida; Niphatidae. The coding region runs from base 80 to 1366 and encodes 428 amino acids. Gene Ontology annotation, molecular function: galactosylxylosylprotein 3-beta-galactosyltransferase activity. Gene Ontology annotation, cellular component: Golgi membrane. The transcript has a single exon. The record is from RefSeq and is a predicted model, not a curated record. Gene Ontology annotation, biological process: protein O-linked glycosylation; glycosaminoglycan biosynthetic process.